GAUCGACGCAUUCCUCGUUCUCUCUACAAUACAAGCUGAAGACAACCACAACAAACACGUUACGAUCAUGGCCGAACGUGAUCUAAACGUGAUCAUAACGUGACCAUGUCGCGACUCAGACGCGAUCGUGAGCCGGAAGCAGGCUGGCAUAUAUAACUCUGGGUGUUUACGCUCAACACGGCUCAUUCGCCCCUUCCCCCCUCUUCCCUCAUCCACCACCACCCUCCACCGAACUUCAUAUACUGGUAGCAUAAAGAUCCUAGUGUCGUCUGAGUACCAUCAAACACAUCUUCUUCUCCCUUCUUCCCUCCCCUCCCCCCUGCUCCUGGUCGGCUGCUAUCAAUGCCUGACACGCACCUCACUUACUUAAACGACUGUCGUCGAUGGACACUGCACUUCUACUCACAUUCCAAGUCCCCAGACAUGAACCGAACUCACCUCUCUCGCGACUAUAACUACUGCAUGUAUGUUCACCGUACUACAUCAGACUGUCACUUGGCCUCGUCACCAUCGGCAUUUAGGUUCUUUCAGAAGUACUUAUCCUUGCUCAAGAUUCCCUAUAACCAAUUGUAUUCACCGCAAACAAUCAGCGCUGGCCGUCCCUAGCCACUCCUCCGCACCCUAUCCUCUCACAAGAGCUUCUCAAGUGUGACAGGCCGAAUGUCGCCAAGGAGAUCUGCCUUUUGUAGCCACACGACCCCUGUCGAUCUGCAUGAACCGAACUCACCUCUCUCGCGACUAUAACUACUGCAUCCCUGUCAGCGGCGCAAUCCCCACCGGCCCUCACAAAGCAUGGGAUCCGUCUCAGAAGCAUCCAUCGCCAAGCUAUGGGGAAUUGUCGAUCCCUGCGAGUACGUGGCACAUGUCUAUCUUCCUUGAACAGCCGUACGUUGACGACACACACCGCAUCCACUCUGAACAUCCACCACCACUGUCCAGGCAUGAGAUAUCUACUGGAUUUACAUCUCUCGCUGUCACAAUCACAGCACGUAUAAGUACUCCAUAUCACAGGUACACACACCACUGGCUUUUCGUAAUGCACUUGCCACCAACGAUCAGCGCUGGUCCUCGGUAGCCUCUCCUCUGCACCCCAUCCUCUUACAAGAACUUUCCCUCUGGCGGAACCCACCGUAUUUCGCCAAAGAGAUUCUAUGAACGUAUUCUGCAUUCUCAUCUCACAUUGAUAUGACUACGACCCCCAUUCACAUGAGCACCUCCUUGAACAACUGUUGUGAAACAUGCGCCUCACUCUCUUCUUUGUGCACCCCAUCCGCAGUACAUCCCGACCGCCCAUGUGUACCCCUAAACCGCUCCUUCCCCCCCUUCCACCAUCCACCACCAUCUGCCAAUGAAUGCCUAC
Dacryopinax primogenitus is the source of this 1360-nucleotide messenger RNA. RefSeq lists its product as uncharacterized. Lineage: Eukaryota; Fungi; Basidiomycota; Dacrymycetes; Dacrymycetales; Dacrymycetaceae. The transcript is spliced from 15 exons. The record is from RefSeq and is a predicted model, not a curated record. The annotation marks the transcript as partial.